This is a messenger RNA of Cooperia oncophora, 603 nucleotides long. The record is from the annotation of a GenBank genome assembly. Lineage: Eukaryota; Metazoa; Nematoda; Chromadorea; Rhabditida; Trichostrongylidae.
AUGGAUCCGUUCCAAUGGCAACAGUAUCCACAACCGGGAUCCUCGUCAUCUGUGUCCGGCACUUCAGAACUAUUUAGCUCAACGUUCGCCAUGUUAAGCGACACCUCUACCGCUACUUAUCCAGAGCAGUGGCAUGAGAACAAGUCUGAAUGCGACUCGACGUUCUACUUUGACGCUGUGCCGGGUCCAUAUGGGCAGCCGCCGAACAAUAUGUACUAUCCUGUACAUGAACAAAGAUUUCAACAGUCUUUUCCGGAUGCCUACCACCGUGUCGCUGCUCCACAAUUCGAGCAUCAAGUGCCAUUAUCGGAACCGAUUCAAAUCACUGCCAAUUAUCCUCCAAUGCAUUUCAAUCAUCACCAAUCUCAGCAAAAAAUCGACUUCACAUCGUCAACAGCACUUUCAAUGGGAGCCGGUCAGCCUUCAGCACCUCCUCAGACGAUUCUUCCCACAGCUCCACUGCCUCGUCCAUCUACCGUAUCUCCCUGUGAGCAAACGUCACUUAGCAGCCCAACAUUGACAUCAAAUAGCGGCUCGGCUGCUUCCGAGACUCCACCCAUUUCCGGAGAGGCGAUCUCAACUGACUUGGAGGUGGGUACUUAG